Messenger RNA from Camellia sinensis, 927 nucleotides. Lineage: Eukaryota; Viridiplantae; Streptophyta; Magnoliopsida; Ericales; Theaceae. The record is from RefSeq and is a predicted model, not a curated record.
AUGCAUCUUGUUUUCUCUAUGAAAGAUUUAGGCAAUUUGUCCUAUUUUCUUGGCAUUUCUGUUCACAUCUCUGAUACACAUUAUUUCCUUUCUCAACAUAAAUAUGCUCAAGAGAUCAUUCACAAAGCUGGGAUGGAUGAUUGUAAGCCUUGCCCAUCUCCUAUUUCUGUUAAACCUGGUCUCUCCCCUACUUCUGACCUUCCUUUUGCUAAUCCAUCGCUCUAUCGUACUCUUGUUGGGUCUUUACAAUACUUAACAAUAACCCGUCCUGAUCUCUCUUUGGCUGUCAACCAAGCUUGUCAGCACAUGCAUGCCCCAACCAAUGGUGAUUUUGCUGCUAUUAAACGAUUGCUUCGUUUUGUUCAGGGUACCCUCUCUCAUGGUCUUACCUAUACCCCAAGCACUUUUGAUCUUCAUGUUUUUUCUGAUUCCAAUUGGGCCGGUGACACUCUUGAUCGUAAGUCCACCUCUGGGUAUUGUGUGUUUUUGGGUGCCAAUCUCAUUUCUUGGUCUGCCAAGAAACAGGCCACUGUUUCUCGUUCCUCCACCGAGGCUGAAUAUCGGGCUUUAGCCCAUGCUGCUGCUGAAGUUAGUUGGCUCCGUAUGUUACUUGCUGACUUGUUUGUCUUUUCUCCUACUAUACCUGUGAUCUGGUGCGAUAAUCUGUCUGCUCUUGCUCUGGCUUCCAACCCGGUGUUUCAUUCCCGGUCCAAGCAUAUAGAAGUUGAUUGCCAUUUUGUUCGGGAACAAGUGCUUGCUAAACGGCUGUCUCUUCAUUAUGUUCCCACCAUUGAUCAGUUGGCCGACAUUUUUACCAAACCGUUGGCUGUCUCUCGGUUCCAGUAUCUUAAAGACAAACUCAUGGUGUCUUCCCCCAUGUGUUUGCAAGGGCCUGUUAAAGCAACCUCUAUUGCAGCAGCUAGUUAG